GAAACAUUUCCCACUAUUUGUUUGUGAUGUUUGUUUGCCUUUGUACCGCUGUCAAAGCUGCAUACAGACUCGAACAAAUGUGAAUCCAUGUCGAUCGAAUCGUGAAUUAUUGCGGAGAAAAACACUCUACAUUGUUAUCAAUUGUUUUCACGUAGAAUUCAUUCAGACAUCAUGAGAUUGGUCAAACCGGAAUUUGUCAAUCACGAUGGGAAUCCGAUAUUUUCCAUUGACAUACACCCGGAUGGAACGAGAUUCACCACCGGUGGACAAGGUAGCGAUGGAACUGGACAGGUUGUGAUUUGGAAUUUAUUGCCGGUUAUCGAUGAAACUGCAGAAAAAUCCAGUGGCAUUACACAGAAACUCUGUCAAAUGGACAAUCAUUUGGCGUGUGUCAAUUCGGUUCGAUGGUCUGGCAACGGAUUGACACUCGCAUCAGCUGGCGAUGAUAAAAUUAUCAUGCUUUGGAAACGCGGCAUCGGACCAUCCACAGUGUUUGGCAGCUCAGGUAUAUCAAAGAGUGUCGAAAAUUGGCGCUGUCAAACAAUACUUCGUGGACAUUCAGGUGACAUUCUUGAUGUUGCAUGGUCUCCACAGGAUCGAUACUUAGCUAGCAGCAGUGUUGAUAAUACUAUUAUUGUUUGGUGUAUGAAUAAUCUGCAGACAAUCACAACGCUUAAAGGUCACAGCGGACUAGUUAAAGGAGUUGCAUGGGACCCGGUUGGCGCAUUUUUGGCAUCACAAAGUGACGAUCGGACAGUUCGAGUGUGGCGAACAAAAGAUUGGGGCUGUCAAAAGGUAAUCAGCGAGCCAUUCGAAGAAUGUGGCGGCACAACACAUGUUCUACGAUUAUCCUGGUCACCAGAUGGUUUAUACUUGGUGUCAGCACACGCAAUGAAUGGAGGUGGUCCAACGGCACAAAUAAUUGAACGAAACGGUUGGAAAUGCGACAAAGAUUUCGUGGGUCAUCGAAAAGCAGUGAACUGUGUGCGUUUUAACCAGUCAAUCCUGCAACGCAAAGAUUCAUCAAAGAAGAUGCAAUAUUGCUGUUUGGCCAUUGGUUCGCGUGAUAGAUCUGUUUCGAUUUGGUGUACAACCUACAAACGACCGUUGGCCGUGGUAAAAGACUUGUUCAGUGAUAGUAUUUUGGAUUUGUCAUGGGGUCAAAUCAAAGAUCAAACCAUUCUAUUGGCAUGUAGCACGGAUGGCACCAUCGCUGCUUUGUUGCUAUCAGAAGAUGAAAUCGGAAAAUCACUCUCGGCAGAAGACAAGAACUCCGUAUUCCAGCGUGAAUACGGCAAGUGCAUUGAUCUCAAUCUGAGCGAAUCGAGCAUGGAUAAAGGCAUUGUACCGGAAUACUCCGAGCUAUUAAAUGUUGAAGAGAGCAAUAAGUCUGCAGAAGCAAACGUAUUAAAUAACAAUAACAUCACCAACAAUAAUGUACCAAAUAACAAGAGUACGCCACAAUUCGGUGACAUUGAAAUGGAUUCGGUGCCGAUAUCAACAAAACCAGCCAUUCCACAGAAUACCACACCGGUCAAAGCAAUCGAGAAACAAAUCGAAACCCGUCGUGCCGAUGGUAAACGUCGCAUCACACCAAUGUUUGUACCCAUCUCCGUUGAACAAGACAGCAAUGAAUUGGCCAAAGAAGCCACAUCGGUUGUUGGUUCAGCGGGAAAUAUAUCGAACACAGCAGCACUUGAGAAGAAAAUGAACGAGCAAAUGUCAAAGGGAAGCGUUGUCUUUGAUUCGGCCAUUAUAGAUAGCAGCGUAGCAGACACAAGCACAAACACAAUUGCGAUAUCCAAUGAAGCUUCCGUUCAGAAAUCUCCACCGAUCAGAAUAAAUACUGCCCAACUCGACAAUCGUCUUACAAAGGUUCCACCGGCUAGAGCCACAAUCACAACAGUGCCUGUGAAGGAAUCGGGCGAUAUUGAUGAACCAGCACUACGACGAACAAUCAUAAAAAAUGUCAGUGCCGGCAAAUCAGUACCAUACACCAAAAUUGAACUCAAAGUCUACAACGAAUUUCAAGUCAAGAUUCAAAAUAGCUUCACAUCGACGUCAGCUGGACCGAUUUGCAAAGUGAUUGGAUUUGUGUUGAAUAAACCGACCUGGGAAACGUACAUUGGAUCACCGGUGGUAAACUUCUGUCUUUGUGCCAAAUAUGUGCUCAUAUGCAGUAAGGACAGUACCAUCCGAUUUUUGGAAAUUCAGAAUGGAAUUGCGGUCUUGCCAAUACUGCAAAUGCCCAGCCCAGUGAUUCAAUGCGUUUUCAGCAUAAAUAGUGAUUUAGGUGGUGUUGUCACCGAAUGUGGUCAAAUUCGUGUAUGGAAUCUCAAUGAAGGUUCCAUUUACAUAACAGCUACUUGCCAUGAUCUAUUCCCGAGCACAUCGACAUUGAAACCAGUAGUUUCCUACUUCCACGUGACGGAAGCGGGAAUUCUUUACAUCAUGUUAUCCAAUGGUUGUGCAUACUCAUACAGCAAGAAUCUUGAAAGCUGGAUCACAUUGAACAGUCGCGACCCAAUCAUUCGACUUGGAAUAUCAACACUACCGCACAAUCCGUAUAAGACAAUGAAAAAGUAUCCGCUUGGAUUGAUUCAGUCAACAACACAAUUGCAGCAACCAAAUUUGCCGAAUUUACAAGAUUCGAUAAACACUUCAUGGAAACACACAGCCCGACUCUCAUUCAUUGAAAAUCAAAUUGAAACUUCAAAAGCGAUUCAAUCGCCCAUGGAAUUAGAGCAUUGGUAUUCGGUGCUUGGUGUCCACCUGUCAAUGCAUGGCGAUGAGAAACGAAUCCGAUCUCAUUUGGAUGACUUACUGGGUACACCGAACAGUUUGAUGGUGGUCGACGAAGAUGAACCGAUAAAAGAAAAGAUUUUGGGAAUCGAGAAGCACAAGUUGUUGAGUUGCGUGUUGGAUCAUUUGAAACAAAUUCCACGGUGGCAACGCAUCUACAUCGAAUACUCACAGCAAUUGAAAGACUUAAAUAUUUGAAAUAAAAUACACAUUGUUUUUCUUUUUGAUAAUUUAUUUGAUGUAAUAUUUUCGCUCUAUUAAAUGGUGGAUACAGAUAAUAA
Molecule: messenger RNA, 3083 nt
Organism: Sitodiplosis mosellana (orange wheat blossom midge)
Lineage: Eukaryota; Metazoa; Arthropoda; Insecta; Diptera; Cecidomyiidae
Gene: Hira
Product: protein HIRA homolog
Exons: 15
Coding region: 172-3000 (942 amino acids)
Biological process (GO): regulation of DNA-templated transcription; chromatin remodeling; DNA-templated transcription
Cellular component (GO): nucleus; HIR complex
Molecular function (GO): protein binding; nucleosome binding
Source: RefSeq, a predicted model, not a curated record